Molecule: messenger RNA, 1826 nt
Organism: Pseudo-nitzschia multistriata
Lineage: Eukaryota; Bacillariophyta; Bacillariophyceae; Bacillariales; Bacillariaceae
Source: the annotation of a GenBank genome assembly
UCGAGAAUCAACCGAGCGGGAGAUGAACUUCCUUUGCUCGAAAUCUGAUACUGUAUUCUGACACAACGAAGAAACCAGAUGCGUUGCAUGAACCAUCAUWCAUCGCCCGUCGCCUACCUCCCAUUCAACACAAAACUUCGUUUACCAAGCGUGUUGCAUAGUAGUCUACUAUUUUUUUUCUAUGAAUCUGGUUCUUGGCCGCAGAGCUCUUGCCGGAACACUCUCUCUCCCKGCUGCCUUUUUUGUGACGGGACUCUUCUCCGCUUGUUUUGUUCGCACCAUGUCUUCGCUGACGCCAAAACAACAACGAAUUGCGAAGGAGCGGCUGGUCUACGGAUCGGGYGACAGCCUCUUUGGGCACAUCGAAAAACUGCAGGGAACGAGGCCCUUUGGGUCGUUUCUGGACGCCGGAACCGGGCUGCACUCGCUGCGAUGGAUAGCGACGCUGGGCGGCGAAUACGACGAGGACGGCGAGAAGAACAUGACGGACUUCACCGCGGUGACGGCCGACGAAACCAUGCGGAGAAACGUCCAAAGGGAAGCCGACGAGCUCGGAAUCUCGCACCUCGGCAGGGUUGUCAUUGGGAACUGGUUUCCACCCGACAACGACGAUCGGCAGAGCCUGCUCAGCAUCGACAACGAGAUCGACAGCGGUGAAACGGCGGCCGCGGCAGAGGGAAGGGCCACCAAGCUCUACGACACCAUUCUGGCCGACUAUUUGAUAGGAGCCAUGGCAGGAUUUCCGCCGGGCCAUUUCUCACAGGACCAAAUGAUCGAAAAACUGGCCCGCCGCCUGAAGCCCGGCGGUCGCCUGUACAUUGUCGGUCUCCAACCGAUACCCGACGUGUACGACGCAAAAAAUCCRGGGGCUCCGCAGAACAUUAUCUGCAAGGUCCGCCAGGUCCGGGACGCCUGUAUCUUGCUGGCGGGAGAUCGGUGCUACCGAGAAUAUCCAAAGGAUUGGAUCGAGAGGCAGGUGGACCGAUUGGCAGCGGGAACGGCUGCUCCCCGACUGAAACACAUCGAUUCCAAGGAAUUCCCUAUACUGUAUCGGCACACCACGAUCGUCAAACAAAUCAACGUGGCACGCCACAAACUCCCGAGGUUCCCCUCGCGGGCUCUGGCCAACGAAAUGAAAAAGACCCUGGACGACCUCGAACAACAAAGCUACGCCGCGACCGAAAAAAUCCAGAGGGGAAGGCGCAUCGAGCUCGGAUUUGAUUACGUGUGCGUUCUCUACCGUACCGUACUGUAUUUGACGCAGCUUUGUGGUCGGUGUUGGCCAGCGCGCAGUGCACGAGCUGUAUUCUCGUCCCGUAGCCUCUGUGGUUGGGUCGGAUUGGGUUUGGUUCGUCGUUUCGUUUCGUUUCGUUUCGUUUCACACACCGCCAUGGCGAUGGUGAUUCCUUCCUCGUCGGCUCUUUUUUUUUCUUGCGCUUUGUCGAUUCGCCCUGACCGUUCCUUUGCUUGUUUUUUCGUUGUUGUUGUGUUGUAGGGUAACAGCCGAGCGGGUCGAUUUCGAAGACGAAUCGUCUGAAAAUUGAGACCAAAGAGGAUUGCAAAAGUCGUGACCCGAGGACGCCGAGGAACGUGAUCACAGUUGAUCGCWUUUUCAGCAAGUACCCGCUGGCGGUGGCAUUGGACCGUGAGAACCGACUUUGUAAAACAAGUACAGUAACUUAGCAAGGUUUGUUUUGUUUUCCCAGAACACAAUGGUUUUCUACUAGUACUGCUAGGUUUACUACCAGGAUUGGUGAGAAUAGUCUUGGUAGCAUCAGUAGGUUCUACUAGUAUGAUAGAAGUAGUAACAAACUAGGCUAAGCCAA